AUGGACAGUGAUGAGAGAAUUUUGAAUUCCGUAUUAGAUUUCGAUUUACCUACAGGACUUGUACAAAGAAAUGUAAUUUUACAACGUGAUCGUUAUGGUUAUGGACUUACAGUAUCGGGUGACAAUCCUGUAUAUGUUCUUAGUAUAAGAGAUGGUGGAGCAGCUCAAAAGGCCGGCGUUCAAACGAAUGAUCAGAUAAUCAAAUGGUAA
Didymodactylos carnosus is the source of this 210-nucleotide messenger RNA. Lineage: Eukaryota; Metazoa; Rotifera; Eurotatoria; Philodinida; Philodinidae. The record is from the annotation of a GenBank genome assembly.